AUGAAUCAAUUGGUUCGAACACUGUCUAGUCGACUGUACAUUACAUCAAAGAGCACUGGUCAAUGCUUGUUUGGAUCACAGACGACCUCACUGUACAGCAGAUCAUUCGCAUCAAAGAAGGCCACAAUCAACAACAAUGAUACACAGACAGAGACAGCAACUAAUGUUGCUGCUGCAACAAAGACGACUACGACAACUACUACUAGCGGAACAGUCAACACUUCAAGUUUGAUUCAGUCAGUGCUCAAGGAACAAAAGGCAAAGGAGAUCGAGGAGAAGGGCAAGCCAAAGACGGCCAUCGCCACUCUUCGCAACCUCCCAUACAGUCAGUGGAAGAUGAUGCCAUUGUUCAAGGCCUUGACUGGUCUGAGCUAUCGCGAGGCUAUUGCCCAACUCACAUUCGCCAACAUUGGCCCAGCCAACCAGCUCAAGGGUCUAAUGACAUCAGCUCGUUACAAUGCAGAGUUCUACAAGAACCUCGACCCAGAUCGUUUAGUAGUUUCUCAAAUAUGGACAGGAAGAUCAUAUUAUCAACCAAGGAUAGAGUUUAAGGGUAGAGGAAGGACUGGAAUCAGAAGGAAGCCAUUCACACAUGUUACGAUCGAGUUGAAGGAGGUGGAGAGAGUGGCAGGCGAGAAGAAGCUGGGCAAGUUUGGAAAGACACACAAGACCAUCGAGAACUACAACAAUCCAUUGAUUUCCUAA
This is a messenger RNA of Acytostelium subglobosum LB1, 705 nucleotides long. RefSeq lists its product as hypothetical. The transcript is spliced from 2 exons. Gene Ontology annotation, cellular component: mitochondrial large ribosomal subunit; ribosome. Bases 1 to 705 code for a protein of 234 amino acids. Gene Ontology annotation, molecular function: structural constituent of ribosome. Gene Ontology annotation, biological process: ribosome assembly; translation. NCBI's taxonomy places the organism in Eukaryota, Evosea, Eumycetozoa, Acytosteliales, Acytosteliaceae. The record is from RefSeq and is a predicted model, not a curated record.